This is a messenger RNA of Nannizzia gypsea CBS 118893, 1707 nucleotides long. Its product is annotated as phosphotransferase enzyme family protein. NCBI's taxonomy places the organism in Eukaryota, Fungi, Ascomycota, Eurotiomycetes, Onygenales, Arthrodermataceae. The transcript is spliced from 5 exons. The coding region runs from base 1 to 1707 and encodes 568 amino acids. Gene Ontology annotation, cellular component: mitochondrion. The record is from RefSeq and is a predicted model, not a curated record.
AUGAUGAUACUCCAGCGCUUUUCAGCAGCGCGACCAGGUUUACCAGGGCUUUAUAGGAAUAUUCGUUCGUCCCAUUUCUUGUCUCGCUCCUGCUUUUCGAGCUUCAAUGUCCAUGAACAAGAGGAUUUCUUCCGGUACACAAGCGGACGCUGGCUUUGGGAUGAGCAGCAGCAGCUUCUAGACCGAUUCACGCCUUUCAAUGUGUUGGAACUCCAGCGUAUUGCUGCCAGAAGCAUCGGUUCAAACCACUGUGUUGCCAUGAUGAAGCUGGCAGAAGGCUCUUUCAACAAGACCUUCCGGCUUGUUAUGGAUAACGGGUCUGCUGUCAUUGCAAGAAUACCCCAUCCUAUUGCCGGACCUAAGUAUUACACUACUGCAUCAGAAGUUGCGACGAUGGAUUUUGCAAGUCUCUUACUCUCAACCGCCCGUACAGUACUACAAAUACCUACUCCGCGAGUCCAUGCCUGGAAUGCACAUGCCGAUGAUCCCGUGGGUGCAGAAUAUAUCAUCAUGGAAGAAGCUGCAGGGACAAAUCUGGAAGAUGUGUGGGAUGAGCUUCCGUUGGAGGAUAAAGUCUCUAUCAUGAAAGACCUGGUUUUCAUUGAGAAAAAACUCCUUUCGAUAUCUUUCGGCAGCUAUGGGAAUCUGUAUUACUCUGAUGAGGCCGUUUCGGGCGCUGUUGCUGCGGAAGUCAUGAAUGACGUCUCCCCGGAAAUCAAGAGUGAAGUAAAGAAACGGUUUUCCCUCGGGCCUGUUGUUGAACGAGACUUUUGGAGCAAAGAACGUUCAAUAAUGAAUAUUGAUCGCGGUCCGUGGAAACAUCCACAAGAAUAUGCAGUAGCUUUGGCACGCCGUGAGCAGGAAUGGAUCCAGCGAUAUGCGGUUCCUAGAUAUGCGGAUGACCCGCUUGUAACGUCUGCUGCGCAAAAUUCUCCAGAUGCGCAUCUUUUGCUCCUCCAAAGGUAUCUGCAAGUGGCCCCUUACCUUUUGCCCGCAGACUCAGAUAUCAUUGCACCCACUAUUUGGCAUACCGACCUUCAUGCCGGUAAUCUCUUUGUGGAUAAGGGCCGCAUCACUGGUGUCAUUGACUGGCAGGGAGCCUGGGCUGGACCUCUAGUUCUCCAGGGCCGCCAUCCACGUCUAGUCGACUACCAUGGUGAUAUCAUUUUGAAACCCCCAGCAAAUUUUAAGGACCUUGAACCGAAUGAGAAGGCUCGUUUGAGAAAACAGAUUGCCAGUUCUAUUAUUCUUUAUCUUUAUGAGCAAAAAACGGCGAAAGUCAACCCUGGCCUGGACGGAGUAUUUCGCUUAAAGCUUGGUCGGGUGAGAUGUGAGCCUAUAAGCUUUGUCAGUGAUGCUUGGGACGACGAUAUCUUACCAUUAAGGGAAUCACUAAUAAAUGUAGAAAGAUAUUGGCAUGAACUAGGCUUCGAUUUCCCUUGCCCCAUCCAUUUUACUGAGGACGAGCUUCAGCAGCACGCAAGGGAUGGAGACGGAUGGAACGAAGCUCAGGACUUUUGGAAGGCUAUGGAGGGCAUCGUCACCCGUGAUGGCUGGACUUCCCACGAACAGUAUGAUGAUGCCAUGGCUCUCUUUUCAGAACUCAGGGAGAACAUAUUGAAAACCCUGGUGGGAAAAGAAAGGAAGGACUUUGAAGCUCAGACACGGUGGGCAGAGAAAUCCUCCUCUUCCCAAAGACCAAAAUGA